AGUGCCCAGAGGGAAUGAUACAAUAGAACACAACACUAACACCAUGUCAAAUUGAGUGUCCUCUUCCGACAAAUUAAGAAACAAAAUCCAUCCAAACCAAGACAACAUAGAAAUCGUUUUCAAAAUUCUCACCCUUGUUUCAAAAAUUUCCCCUCUCUACACACAUCUCUUAGUCUCCCUCUCAGUUUGGAUCCUCCCGAGUUUUCUUCAUUCCAUUGACGAUCUGAGUUUUAUCAAUUGAGGUACGUCCUAUUAAAUCUUUCAUUUUUAUGUUAAAUCAACAUCGUUGAUUCCGUUUCAACGCCUUGAUUGAUUAAUUAUUAAAUUGAUUCCAAUGAAUAAUGGAGAGAGGACUCGUAAGAACGCCUCCGAAUUCGCCUCUCAGGAUGUGUUUGAUUCAUUCCCCCCGAAAUCGGACGGUGGCGAUGUUUCGCCCACGUCAUUGUCUCAGUACUCCUCUUGCGAGGAAUCCGAGUUCGAGCGAUAUUGUAGUGCGAACUCGGUUAUGGGCACACCCAGUGUGUGUAGCUUGCGUGUUACAUCAUUGAACGAUUGCUUAGAUUCUGAGUUUGGGUCUUCAAAGAGUCUUCCAUUCGGAGAUGAUGUUAAUUUUGGAAAUUUUAGUUUGGGUGGUGAUGGAAAGUUUUCUGCACUAGGUGAUCAUAAAAUUGAGUUUUGCAAACAAAGAAACGAUGAUGAGCAUGUAGAAAUAGGCAGUGGAUUUAGUGGUUUGCAAUUGUAUGGCGAUAGGUAUGAUGGCAGAAAUAUUGAUGAGGACAUGACAUUAAAUAGUUGUGAAAUGGUGAGCGGAGAUGAUUUUGCGUUGGAAGGUACUGUUAAGAAUGUAUUGACUGGAGGGAGUUGUAGUAAUGUUGGUAGUGCUGGGAGGAGUAUGAAUGGUGUGAGAGAUACUGCAGAUAUUGGAGAGGGUCCUUCACUUCGAGUGGAUAAUGAAGAUAAGGGCACUUGCCAAGACAGGUUGAAUUUGCAAUUCGGUUCAGACUUUGAUAGAAGGGAGAUGCAGCUGCAGGAAGAUGGGACUUCUUCAAGAUAUGAGCACUCGGAAGGUGAGGAUUCUAUGUGUAACUAUGGUAGUGAUGAGGAGAAAUAUUAUCUGAGGAAUGUAGAAUAUUUACAGGAAGCAAAACAUGAGAAGGAGAAUCCAUUACUUAUCAAUUCACAUGUUGCAUUUGGUUCAGAAGAUUGGGAUGAUUUUGAGCAAGAAGUGGCAGGAAGUACUAUGUCUCCGCUGAUGUUAGAUAAAUUUCAGGAGACAAGAGAAGUGAAUGUUGAAAGUGAUGGGAAUCUUUUUAAUUCUGUGACCCCAAUUGCUAUUCCAAGUGAUAGUCUGAAAGAGCAAAAAGUUGACAUGAUACGUGUAGCUGGAGUCAGCAGAAAAGUCCAAGAUGUGGAUGAUUCUGAAGAAAACAUUAUUCAUACUGUUGUGAACCCUGCUUGCUCUUGCCGCCAUGUCAAUAUGAAAUCUUUGGAAGAAGAGAAAGACAUUUCUGCAGUCAGUUAUCAAGUCCAAGGUACUGAUGUUUCAGCAGGAAAUUCCAAAAGCUCUUUCUCAGCCCUCAUUAAUUUGCCAACAUUUUCUGGUCUUGAUGAAGGUGUAAGUUCUGUUGCCAGAAAUCAAGUCCAAAGGACAGAAGAUACUAGAAGUUCUCCCCCAACCCCAAUUUGUUUGCCAAAAAUUUCUAGGCUAGACCAAGAUGUAAGAGAUAUUUAUGUUGCCAGUAAUGAAGUUCAAGAUGAUGAUGUGACCAUGUACCAUAAUAAUGGCUCUGAUGGUAAUGCUUUUGAUGGGGAGCAGGAUCUAGUGGUCGAGAAGGCUCCCUUGAAAAUGGGGUUGGACACAAUUGAUUCCAGAACGGAAAUUAUUAAUCAAUAUUUGAGUAACAAGGAAUUGAGUACCACUGACAGUGGAAUUUUGGAGAAUGAAGAGUUUGGGUGUUUUAAAGCAAAAUUGGUUCCAUUUGCUGAUAUUCCCGCAGAUCAACUUUGUAGUCAUUCAAUUGAAUCUGCUAGAAUGUCGAAUUCAGAAUCCUUUGAAGACCGUGAAUCAAAACUAUCCCUACCAACAUUCGGAAUUAUCUUGAAUCCAUCAAAGAAUGCUCCAGCUUCAGCAGAUCUUUUUGAUGACCAUCCGGCCUUGACCAAGAAAGAGAAUCUUGAGUUACAUGAUUUUUAUGAUGAAGUUGUUCAUGAGAUGGAAGAAAUUUUACUUGACUACAAUGAGUCCCCUGGGGCUAGAUUCUCGCAGGGUAACCAGAUCUUUAAAUCUCAAGUUUCUCUACCUUUGAGAGAUUGUGGCUCCACUGCUUCUACUUCUGGUGCGGAUGAUGCUUACCCGCUAACUCCACUCCUGCAGAGAAUUGAUGGGGUUGAAGUGGUAGGUGCCAAGCAGAAGAAGGGUGAUGUUUCACUUAGUGAAAGAUUGGUUGGAGUAAAGGAAUACACUGUUUAUAAAAUAAGAGUGUGGAGUGGAAAGGAUCAGUGGGAGGUUGAACGCAGAUAUCGUGAUUUCUUUACUCUCUAUCGUCGCUUGAAAUCAUUUUAUGCCGAUCAGGGCUGGAUUCUCCCUUCUCCCUGGUCAUCUGUUGAAAAAGAAUCUCGCAAGAUAUUUGGAAAUGCAUCUCCUGUUGUUGUUGCUGAGAGAAGUGUUCUCAUUCAAGAGUGUUUACAAUCUGUCAUCCAUUCUAGUUUCUUUUCCAGUCCUCCAGGUGCAUUGAUUUGGUUCUUGUCUCCACAGGAAUCAUUAAGUAGUUCCCUUGUUUCAAAUACACUGGUUUCUUGGUCCACAUCUUUUACUAGAGGGGUAGAUGCACAAAACAUUUCUCCUUUAGGGAAGACCAUAUCUCUUAUUGUUUCAAUUCAACCACAAAAAUCUAUGAAACAGAUGCUAGAAGCACAACAUUAUACUUGCGCUGGAUGCCACAAACAUUUUGAUGAUGGAAUGACUCUAAUACAAGACUUUGUUCAGACUUUUGGGUGGGGAAAACCUCGACUUUGUGAAUACACUGGCCAGCUGUUCUGUUCUACCUGCCAUACAGGUGACACAGCAGUCUUGCCAGCUAGGGUAUUGCAUCAUUGGGACUUUACACGAUAUCCAGUUUCUCAAUUGGCUAAAUCAUACUUGGAUUCUGUAUAUGAUCAGCCCAUGCUUUGUGUGAGUGCAGUUAAUCCUUUCCUGUACUCAAAGGUCCCAUCACUACAGCAUGUAAUGGGUGUAAGGAAAAAAAUAGGAUCUAUGCUUCCAUUUGUUCACUGCCCGUUUCGUAGGUCCAUCAACAGAGGACUUGGUGCUCGAAGAUAUCUUCUUGAAAGUAAUGACUUUUUUGCACUCAGAGACCUCGUUGACCUUUCCAAAGGCCCAUUUGCAGCACUACCUGUGAUGGUGGAAAAUGUUUCAAGGAAAAUCCUGGUGCAUAUUACAGAGCAAUGCCUUAUAUGCUGUGAUGUUGGAGUCCCCUGCAGCGCUCGGCAAGCUUGUAGUGACCCAUCUUCUCUCAUUUUCACUUUUCAGGAGGGUGACACUGAAAAGUGUAUAUCUUGUGAAGCAGUAUUCCACAAGCCAUGCUUUAGAAAGCUGGCACACUGCCCUUGUGGUGCAAGCCUUGGGAUGAAUGAGGCUGCCAAUUCCACCAAAAGGGUAAGGGGCAAUGCCAGUGGUGAGACCAAUGGCGAAUUGAUCGCACUGGGGAAGAGAGCAACUUCUGGAUUAUCUGUGGGACUCCUAUCUGGACUCUUCUCAAGGGCAAAGCCAGAAAAAAAGGAUCAUAAAGACAGUGACAAUGUUAUUCUAAUGGGUUCUCUCCCAAGCACUUUGUAAAUAUCUGUAAUUUUAAUGUGUCAUUUGUAUUUUAUCUUGGACUCAAAAAUCAAUAUCAUUUGUUACUGUCUUGUUGAGGCUUGCAACAAAUUCGGAGGUGGGGUUUUCUUUUCUUUUUUGGGGUUUUUUUUUUUUUUGGGUUUAAAUGUAACAUAGUAUACAAAUCAGAGUGUUAACUGUUUCCUGUAAUCACUUCUAUGUGAUGUCCUACUAUUAAUUUGUUUAUUAUAAUGAAUAAAACUGUUUUAUUGUCUCA
Molecule: messenger RNA, 4091 nt
Organism: Mangifera indica (mango)
Lineage: Eukaryota; Viridiplantae; Streptophyta; Magnoliopsida; Sapindales; Anacardiaceae
Exons: 5
Coding region: 335-3835 (1166 amino acids)
Cellular component (GO): intracellular membrane-bounded organelle
Molecular function (GO): phosphatidylinositol phosphate binding
Source: RefSeq, a predicted model, not a curated record